CCUAUAUUAUCGCUCAUUCCUAGAGCACGGCAAUACGUUCCCCAGGACGGUCUCCUACUAACACCUCGUCUAUUCCGCCACGGCAUUAUAAUUACACGCUGGGUUACUGCCGCACCAAACAACUAACUUGCGCGAAGAACGAACGCGACCUCGCUUCAUUUUCCACUUCAAAUUUACUUACACUCAUCCUAUAAAUAUCCAUCAACCCAAUCUAUGUCAAUGGCCGCUCCUCGUCCAUUUGCAGGCCCAUCUUAUCCCAUUUCUCCCACCCCGACCACACCCUCUUCAGUCGGCUACUCGCAGUAUGGUUCUCAGUCCUUCGCAGGCACUCCCAGCAGACAGCUUUCAAUGACAUCCUCUGUCUACGGUCCAUCCGCCAGUGUACCGUCAAAUCGAGGGCCUGGAAUGAAGCCGAACGAGAAGAAGGGAGAAAGUCGAGAAGUCGCUAGAGUACAUUGGAUGGCUUUGAAGGAGUUUUUGGCAGCAUGGAUCGAGCGAGAAUCCCCUUCUUCCAGAGCAUCUGCUAGAGAAAAGCUCACUCGGUUGACAAAACUCCAGUUUCAAGAGCUAUCUACCGAUGUGUACGACGAGCUCAUGCGACGAUUAGCCGCAGAGAAGGGAGAAGGUGAAAUAGCCCCUUUUUUGCCUGUACGCGAAGAUUUCCAUCCCAAAAGAAACCAGGCCAGGCAAAAACUCGCGACGCUCCCUAAUAAUAGGUUCAAAGACCUCGCCAGUGAUGUCUUUUACGAGCUGCGGCGGCGUUUCCCCGAUUUUGACCGUGAGGAUGCCCAGGAAGCCGAGACUCGCAAGUACGAUGAACCUCCCCCCGCUCCUGGCCCUCGCCCCUCCAUAUCUCAAAGUAUAUCUCAACAAUCCUUUUCCUUCUCCACCCACGACCGCGCCUCUCCCACUCCGCUUCAAGCAUAUAUGUCUCGCGAUGCAUCCAGCAGUUCUCUCCAUCAACGCCAAGGUUCUCGCCAAAUGUCUCGCGACGAGUCCAGCAAUUCCCUUCAUCAACGCCAAAGUUCUCGCCAAAUGUCCAGCAGCACACAUCGUUCACGCCCGUCGAAUGAUCCUAUACGGCAAGCUCAACGUGGUCCCGAAGAGGAAUUCUUGGACGACGGUCUCGAAAGACGGCCACAAGCCAAUCAUAUGGCCGCGACAAACGAUGUGAUUGUGCCAAGUAAGAGUCGGCUGAGGGAGGAAGAGAUCGAAGUACCGUACGCACGGGACAGUACGGUAGAUGUGUUGCGACAAAACACGGCGUCUCGCGGUGGUGAACAAAGUCUGGUUAACGGUCGGGAUAGUCGGGCGUCGUAUAAUAUGAACUUUUCCCUAGGGGGGGAUCGUUCAAGAAGUACGCCACAAACGGAAAAGUCCCAGCUAGACAUGAGAUCGCCAGAAAGGAGAGAGUACAGGAAUUUGGAUGAUAAGGCUUCGCUGGACGAAGAGCGGGAGAAGAGACUGAGAUCAGAAUACGAAUUUAGAAUAUCGGGACUGGACAGGAAGUUGUUGAAUGCGGAGAAGGAGCGCGACGAAGCAAGAAGAGCUGAGGCACAGGAAAAGGAUUUGAGGAUGGAAUGGGAAGAGGAAGUGAGGACGCUCAAGGAGCAGGCUGUGACCCAUGCUUCAUCACUUCGAGCUCUUCAACACGAGCUAGACCUUGCGAGGGAUCAGAUGGAAAGUGCCCGGCAACGCGCGGAUGAGGCUCAUGCGGAUGCUGAUCAAGAGGUAAGCCAGUGGAGAGAACGCUGUGAGCAGCUGGAGAAUGAGUGUAGGCGGUUAGAGGAUGAAAAGGCCGCUUUGGAGGAGGAAUUGCAGAAAGGCGGUCCAGGCGGGCAGGCAAUGGAGGAUAUGAAACAAGAGUUGCAAUCGCUCGUGGACGAGCUUAAUUCUCUUUCUGUACGAAACGAGGAGCUCAUGACUGAGAGAGAACAAGAUGCUGUUCGUAUGAGCGAGAUGGAAGCUAGAGUCUCAGAUUAUAGACGCAAAUAUGACGCUGUGAGGAUCGAGCUGCGAAACCUCAAGGCUACGUCUACAAUGUUUGCAACGUUCUCGAAACCUAUGACGGACGAUCACCUCCCAGCUUCGCCAGAUGGAAAUAUCAUGGACGUCAAUGUUUCGGCCUUCCAGAGCUCUAUCGAUGGACUUUUAUCAGCUGCUAGAUCGUCAACCCCGUCUGGUGUCCUUCCCGCCAUGAAGGCGAUCGUCGAAGCCAUCACCUCCAUCGGUGAAGAUGUCAAGUCCUUUGAAGCUCAUCCCAACCGCGACGUUGACGUAUCUCGUCUUGAAUCCCUCAAACACGAAUCCACCAGCCGUCUCAACAAUCUCAUGCAAUCCGCUCGAAACCACGCCAUGGCCUCUGGCCUUUCUCCUGUCUCUCUUCUUGACGCUGCGGCCGGCCAUCUCAGCGCCAAUGUCGUCGAGAUUAUCAAACUGCUCAAAAUAAAGAGGAGUGAUAAGAAUGAUUUGAAGAGAAGCAGCAGUCGAUUGAGUAUUAGGGAUAUGGUCAACAGAGAUAGAGACAGGGAAAGGGAGAGGGCGAAUGAAGCUUGGGACAACAAUUAUCGACCUGAGAGCAGAACAGAAACACCCGACUCGAGGAGUCCUCCAGCUAUGGCCAGUAGACCACCAACGGAAAGGACUUCCAGUGCUCAAGCUCCAUCUCGUUCAGAUUCUUCCAACGAUUUGAGAUAUGAUGGCGCAAGAACGGCAACCCCCACGGAAGUGGCGCAUGCCAAACUCAGCGGUGUUGCCCCUCCUUCAUCUUACCGCUCCCCUUCAGUCACGUCUACUUUACCUCUAGCAGUGACUCCUUCAUCUGCUCCCAUGCCCCAAGUAUCUUCUUCAACCAUUUCAGACCCAUCCCUUGCUUCUGCACCUUCAUCAGCUACCGCUCCAGCAGCAACUUCGCGACCUACUAAUACGAGGAUCAACUCCUUCCAGUCUACAUCUACAGCCCGAUCCGACUCUUUCGAUCUCGAACGCAAAUCAACACUUAUUAAUGAGCGUUCACUUGCGGCUCAUGUUGAGCCGAGAGGGUUGAGGACAAUGAACCACGUGCGGGAAGAAUCUGGAUCGGGGUCAAAUGAAAGGGAGAGUCUUGGGUCGACAGGGUCGGCGAGUAGCAGUGGCGGACCGAUGACUGCUUUGGGAUCGGCUCAGCCAUUCAAUGCCGUCGAGCUGAAGCAGGAUGAAGCGGAGGAUGAUGGGCGUGAAUGGGAAGAUCUCAGACCCUACCUUAAUGGUCAAUCAUCGGCCUUAGUCAACUCGAUCCAGAAUCUCCUCGCUUCCAUCCGUACGAACGGUUCACCUUCUGUGCUUAACGAACAUCUCUCAGAAGUCAUCGCCAUUGCCUCGUCAAUCGUUGCUGUUUCGACCAACGCCCUGCCGAGUUCGCUCAGAGCUCAGGGUGAUGGGCUACUCAGAGAGCUGGUGAACAAUACUAACAAAUUGAGUGAGGCGCAAGAAUUGGGCAAGCAAGGUCAGGGGUCCGGUCAGCAAGGGGGAUUUGAAAAAGGUGUGAGACAGCAGAUCGCUAGUGCGAGUUUUGGGGUUGCAAAGAGUUUGAAGGCGUUGAUGAAGCUUGGACAGAACGAGUAAAAGGGGUUUUAUCUUUUGGCUUUCCUUACGAUGGUUCGUUUAAUACAGUUUUUUAUGGUUUAUACGCAAUCUUUAUGAGACACAUGACACACUUAUGCACACGAAUGGUUUCAUAAUAGAAGAUGAUUGAUGUAUU
Cryptococcus deneoformans JEC21 is the source of this 3739-nucleotide messenger RNA. RefSeq lists its product as hypothetical. Gene Ontology annotation, cellular component: actomyosin contractile ring; cell cortex of growing cell tip. Gene Ontology annotation, molecular function: MAP kinase scaffold activity. Bases 214 to 3603 code for a protein of 1129 amino acids. The transcript is spliced from 6 exons. NCBI's taxonomy places the organism in Eukaryota, Fungi, Basidiomycota, Tremellomycetes, Tremellales, Cryptococcaceae. The record is from RefSeq and is a predicted model, not a curated record.